Messenger RNA from Marmota monax (woodchuck), 3373 nucleotides. Its product is annotated as leukocyte immunoglobulin-like receptor subfamily A member 6. The transcript has 13 exons. NCBI's taxonomy places the organism in Eukaryota, Metazoa, Chordata, Mammalia, Rodentia, Sciuridae. Gene Ontology annotation, biological process: cytokine-mediated signaling pathway. The record is from RefSeq and is a predicted model, not a curated record. The coding region runs from base 444 to 2474 and encodes 676 amino acids. Gene Ontology annotation, molecular function: inhibitory MHC class I receptor activity.
CUGUGUCCCUCUGUCCCCCACACGAGCUCCAGCUGGCUCACAGCCAGGUGCUCAGGGUCUGCUGCUCUGCGUCCACCUGCAGCAGGAACCUGCACCUUCCCCAGAGCACCUCCAGGGCUGGGAGACGACUGGCCCAGCAAGGACCAGAACCCUGUGCCCAGGACGGGCUGAGGGAGCCCCGGGGAGGCCCUGGGAGGAGGACCAGCCCCGGGUCACCCUCACCUGGAAGGGGCCGGCUCAGGAGGGCACCAGGGAGUUUGUGCUGCGUCCUGGCCCUGGAGGGACGAGGACAGGUCAGGCAGACAGCAGAAGGGGUGAGGGGGCAGCACUGCUGUCUGAGCCGCCUGCAGGGGGCCCAGGCCCUCCCCACCCAGUCCUGGGGACAAGAGCCAGGCUCUGGGGGGGCAGUUCCCCUUCCUGUGAGCAGCUGAUGUGACAGCCCUAUGACAGGCAGAACCCGGCCUCCAAGUGGCCACGCCCUGUGUGUGUCUGUCCUCCAGCUCUCUGACCUCUCCAUCUGGACCCUGGGACCACGGGGAGGACACACCAUGACCCCCACCCUCACGGCCCUGCUCUGCCUGGGGCUGAGUCUGGGCCCCGGGACCCGAGGGCAGGCAGGGACCCUCCCCAAGCCCACCCUGUGGGCUGAGCCAGGCUCUGUGAUCUCCUGGGGAAGGCCAGUGACCAUCUGGUGUGAGGGGCCCCUGGAGGCCCAGGAGCUCCGUCUGGAUAAAGAGGGAAGCUCAGUGCCCUGGGACAGACAGAGACCACUGGGGCCCAGGAACAAGGCCAAGUUCUCCAUCCCAUACAUGACUGAGCACCGUGCAGGGAGAUAUCAAUGCCUCUAUCUCAGCCCUGCUGGGUGGUCAGAGCAUAGUGACCCCCUGGAGCUGGUGGUAAUGAUAGGAACCUACAGCAAACCCAGGCUCUCAGCCCUGCCCAGCCCUGUGGUGACCUCACGAGGGAAGGUGACCCUCCAGUGUGGCUCAUGGCAGGGAUAUGGCAGGUUUGUUCUUGCCAAGGAAGGAGGACACCACCUCACCUGGACCCUGGACUCACAGCGACACCCCAGUGGGCAGUAUCAGGCCCAGUUCCCUGUGGGCCCCGUGAUCCCCAGCCACAGGUGGACAUUCACAUGCUACGGCUAUUUCAGGAGCAACCCGCAGGUGUGGUCAGGACCCAGUGACCCCCUGGAACUCCUGGUCUCAGGGGUGUCCAGGAAGCCCUCCCUCCUGACCCAGCAGGGCCCUGUCCUGGCCCCUGGAGAGACCCUGACCCUCCAGUGUCACUCAGACGUCACCUAUGACAGAUUCACUCUGUCCAAGGAGGGGGCACAGGACCUCCCCCAGCGCCCUGCCCAGCAGCCCCAGGCUGGGCUCUCUCAGGCCGACUUCCUGCUGGGCCCUGUGAGCAGCUCCCACGGGGGUCAGUACAGGUGCUACGGUGGACACAGCCUCUCCUCUGAGUGGUCAGCCCCCAGUGACCCCCUGGACAUCCUGGUCUCAGGACAGCCCCCUGUCACACCCUCCCUCUCAGUGCAGCCUGGUCCCACAGUGUCCUCAGGGGAGAACGUGACCCUGCUGUGUCAGUCACAGAUCAAGAUGGACACUUUCCUCCUGUGCAAGGAGGGGGCAGCUGAUCCCCCCCUGCAUCUGAGAGCAGAGUACCGAGCCCCAUGGCACCAGGCAGAGUUCUCCAUGAGAGCUGUGACCCCAGCCCUCGGGGGGACCUACAGGUGCUAUGGCUCUCACAGCUCAUCCCCCUACCUGCUGUCACGGCCCAGUGCCCCCCUGGACCUGGGGGUCUCAGGACCCUCUGGGGGUGCUCAGGUAAGCAGCGUGGCUCCUCGUCCACACCUGUGCCCAGGACUGGGAAGGCACCUGCCGGUUCUGGUCGGGGUCUCAGUGGCCUUCCUCCUGCUGUUCCUCCUCCUCGUCCUCCUCCUCCUCUGGCGUCACAGCAGACGCAGGAAGGCAGCCCAGACAGAGGCUGGCUUCCAGGGACCUGCAGGUGACACAGAGCCAACACCCAAGGACAGAGGCCAGCAGAAGAGAUCCCGUCCAGCGGCUGCCCCUGCUGCCCAGGAAGAAGCCCUCUAUGCUUCUGUGAAGGACCCUCAGCCUGAGGACGGGGUGGAGCUGGACAGUCGGGGCCCACCUGACGGAGACCCCCAGGGAGUGACACACGCCCAGGUGGAGCACUCAGGACUCAGGCGGGGUGGGAGCUCCCCUCUCCCCCCGCUGUUGGGGCAGUUCCUGGGCACAGAGGACGCAGAGGACAGACAGACGGACACUCAGGCUGCUGCAUCUGAAGGUCCCCAGGACGUGACCUACGCCCAGCUGUGCAGAUGGACACUCAGACGGGGGGCCGCUGCCCCUCCCUCCUCCCAGGCAGAGCAGCCCCCAGCGGAGCCCAGUGUGUACGCUGCUCUGGCCCCUGCUCACCCCGGAGCUGCCCCCAAGGACACUCACUAGUGGCCCUCAGGCAGCCAGCCACCUGACACCUCCAGAGACUCGGGAACUGAGACCGGCCUGACUCUGCAUCAGAGAAAAGUGACACCCUGCAUAAUAAAUAAUAAAGCCAGAGUUUCUCAAUAACCAAAGGAGUGGACGAGAAACAGAGGGACAGGAGGUCUCAACAUGAAUGACAAGGUUAACACUGCACACCAAGGCUGUGAAGUGAGAAAGUCAAGGACCUGAAUGAUCAUGUUAGGAAAUAGGGUUUUUGUGUUGUUUUAUUUUGAGUUUUGUUGUUGUUGUUUGUUUUGUGUUCCUUUGGUACUAGGGAUUGAACCCAGGGGUGCUUAACCUCCGAGCCACAUCUCCAGCCCAUUUUUUUAAAAUUUAUUUUUAUUGUUGAUAGACCUUUAUUUUUUUUAUUUAUAUGUGGUGCUGAGAAUCGAACCCAGUGCCUCACAUAUGCCAGGCAAGUGUGCUACCAUUGAGCCACAACCCCAGCCCCUUGUUUUUUUUAUUUUAAGACAGAAUCUUGAUGAGUCACUGCCUCGAACUUGAGAUUCUCCUGCCUCAGCCACCCAAGUCACUGGGAUUACAGGCGUGUGCCACCAUGCCCAGCUGUAGGAAACAUGUUUUUUUAAAUUAACAAACUAAGCUAUUCUAUCGAGAGUUUAGAAAAAAAAUAACAAAUCACUCCAAAUGAAAAUAAAGGGAAAAAUAAUAAGAUUAGUUGCAUAUGUUUCAGUAUGAGAAGAGCAAGAUAGCAGGCAGGAUGGCAGACCCUGCACACGUUUUUAAAGGCAACAAGAGAACAUUAUGAGCUGUUUUAUGCCCACAUAGAAGAUGUAGAUAAAAUAGGCAAAAUCCCCACACAUACAAUUUACCAAAUGAACAUAAAAAUAAACAGAAAAUCUGAA